Molecule: messenger RNA, 1755 nt
Organism: Chenopodium quinoa (quinoa)
Lineage: Eukaryota; Viridiplantae; Streptophyta; Magnoliopsida; Caryophyllales; Amaranthaceae
Exons: 4
Coding region: 146-1516 (456 amino acids)
Source: RefSeq, a predicted model, not a curated record
AUUUGUACAAGUAUAAGUAAGCCCAUCAAAAGCUGUCUCCACUCCCCACUUUUCCUCCAACCUCCUCAUCGCCGCUACCCUCCUUCGUCCUUUCCCUGAGGGCGAACCCUAAAUCUCUCUCUUUCUCUCUCUUCCACCACCUCCAAUGGCGGCAACGUCCACCUCCUCCGAACCCACCUCCGCCGCCGAAGGCCCUGUCCUCAGCGUCAUGACCAAACGUCUCCGCGCUCUCCGUAAGAAGCUCAACCGCAUCUCUCAAAUGGAGGACUCCGUUGCUCAAGGCAAAACCCUUAACAAAGAACAACAAGACGUUCUUCGCUCUAAACCCGCCGUUGUCGCUGUCAUCGACGAGCUCGAUAAGCUUCGCGCUCCUCUUACCACUGCCGUUGAGGAAGAACACUCGCUCGGUAUCGCCGCCUCCAAAACGACGCCGUCUUCCUCGCCGGAGGAACACCAGUCGCCGGAGGUAGUUGGGCCGGAGGUAGAGGAUCAUCGUUCGUCGGAGAAUAACGACGACAACAAAGAAGGUGUUGUUAAGGAUCUGUUGUAUUUGAUGUAUUUUGGGAGUUUGUUUGAUGUGAAGCCUCAGGGUGACUUCACUUCAUUGAUGUUGACGCGCACUCAUGAGCGUGGUUGCUGCUUGACCUACGAUUAUGUUACUGAUGAUGCUACUGAUCUCCUUGUUGAGCGCGAUUUGGAUUUGAUUUCGGCGCUGCAGGGUUUGAUGGUUUCACGGCCGGCGAAUUCGGCUUUGUCGCAUCAAAAUGCGUUGGAUAUGUGCGUUCAGCAUGCUCAACUCUGGUUAAACAAUUCCGAUCAGACUAUUGAUCCUCAAUCCAAUAUUACAUAUGCUGGGUUGAAGGAGAAAUUGAACAAGAUUAUGGCUUCGGACUACUUCACUGCCACUCCGCAGAUGAAGGGGCCUGGGGAAGUGGCGGCUGCCGCCGCUGUUGGAAAUUUCGGUUCUUUCCAGGUUCCGAUGCACGAGAAUAUGGUGCCUGUUAAAGUACCCGUCCACAUUGAGGGAUCCGCUGAGCAAUAUCAGGAUACGGAGGAGAAUUUGGCUAAUUAUGAAGAUUAUGGAACAAGGGAACAUCAAGUUGGCAGUGCUGAGGAGUUUCAGAAGGAUGACUUGGAGGCAGGAAAUGCUCCUGAAACGAACUCAGCCCAACGGCCCCAAACAGAACAAGGACAAUUACAGGCUGAGGAAGAGCAUGGCUACAGAAAUGUGGACUUCAGGGAGCAGCAGUACAUUCCAAGAAGAGGUAUGAGAGGAGGCCGUGGAGGUGUAGGUGGUCGUAGAGGUUACGCUAAUGGCCGAGGUGGCAGGAGUAGUGGCAGGGGAGGUGGGCCUUACCAGAAUGGACGUGGUCAGUAUUAUGACAACUACAACCCUAGGAACUUCUACAAUAAACGAGGUGGCAGGGGAGGAGGUGGUAAUGGUGGGAACCCAUACUACAACCAUUCUGCAGAUCAAGGCAAUCAUGCUGAAGCAAAUAUGGGGGUUGCAUCAUAACACGUGCAAAAUAGGUUGUCUUUUGGUUAUUGGCUCAUUGUUGGUGGGUUCUGGUGAUUUUGUUGUGCGCUGGGCAUAGUAGCAUUUGUAGGUCUAUUUAUGAAUUCACCAAUUAGUUGCCUCCUUUGGGCACUGCUCUUUUGUACUUAACCGAAUGGAUGGUUUUAUCAAAACCCUCUAAUAUAACAUGACCAUGAGAAGUCAUCAUCGUUUGUCUAGCAAAUUUCUUUGCUUGAUUA